This is a messenger RNA of Penicillium crustosum, 633 nucleotides long. Its product is annotated as NuoB/complex I 20 kDa subunit family protein. NCBI's taxonomy places the organism in Eukaryota, Fungi, Ascomycota, Eurotiomycetes, Eurotiales, Aspergillaceae. The transcript is spliced from 2 exons. Gene Ontology annotation, biological process: aerobic respiration; mitochondrial respiratory chain complex I assembly; electron transport coupled proton transport. Bases 1 to 633 code for a protein of 210 amino acids. The record is from RefSeq and is a predicted model, not a curated record. Gene Ontology annotation, molecular function: quinone binding; 4 iron, 4 sulfur cluster binding; NADH dehydrogenase (ubiquinone) activity.
AUGCUUUUGAAUACGUCCUCUCGGAAUAUACUCCGUCACUCCAAUCCAAAGCAAUGGUCACAGUGUCUCUUACCUACCAUCGCUACAACACGAUACCUACGCACAUCCUCGGAGCCCAGCAGCUCUACAUCUACACCCAUACCAUUUGAAAGACAGAAAGAUGGAACGUCUGGGUAUCUCCUUGCAAAAGCCGACGAACUUGUAAACUGGGGAAGACAAGGCUCCCUCUGGCCCUUAUCAUUCGGACUCGCCUGCUGCGGAAUUGAAAUGAUGCACACCUCAAUGCCACGCUACGAUCAAGAUCGACUAGGCAUUAUUUUCCGCGCCUCGCCACGACAAGCAGAUGUCAUGAUUGUAGCCGGCACGGUAGUCAACAAGAUGGCUCCGGCAGUGCGACAACUAUAUGAUCAGAUGCCCGAGCCUCGAUGGGUAAUUAGCAUGGGUAGUUGUGCAAAUGGUGGAGGGUAUUACCACUACAGUUACAAUGUUGUGCGUGGCGUGGACCGCAUCGUGCCUGUGGAUAUUUAUGUGCCUGGGUGUCCGCCGACUGCAGAGGCACUUUUGCAGGGGAUUUUUCUUCUACAGAAGAAGAUGCGGAGGACGCAGGUGACCAGGAUGUGGUAUCGGCGAUAA